AAUACGCCCUACUGAUAAAUUGUUUGAUAUACGUACAGAUAUAUAGGAUUAAGGAUAUGGUUUGGGCUAGUGUUUCCCAAUAUUAACUAAAGACUGUAUUUAUUCCGUCGUCAGUGGACCGUGCGCUCCCUGACAGACACUAACGUUACCCAGGUCAACAAAAGUCUUAACGUUACCAGGGAGUCCGUGCCCCGGAAAGGAUUCAGCAACAGGCUUUCAUUCAUGCGAAAGACGUUUUGGAUAAUUUAUCAAAACUAUAACAUUAAUCGAGUACAGAUUGAACAUUAAAACAGAAAUGUUUUAUCAUAUUUCGUUGGAGCAUGAGAUCUUACUACACCCGAGGUAUUUUGGUCCUACUCUCAACACUGUGAAGCAGAAGCUUUUCACAGAAGUGGAGGGCACCUGCACUGGCAAGUACGGGUUUGUCAUUGCAGUCACCACCAUUGACAACAUCGGGGCAGGUGUAAUCCAGCCAGGGAGAGGGUUCGUCCUCUAUCCAGUCAAGUACAAGGCCAUUGUGUUCCGCCCAUUUAAAGGGGAAGUGGUGGAUGCCGUGGUCACGCAGGUUAACAAGGUUGGAUUGUUCACAGAAAUUGGUCCCAUGUCUUGCUUCAUUUCUCGCCAUUCCAUCCCCUCAGAAAUGGAGUUUGACCCCAACUCUAAUCCUCCUUGUUACAAGACAGUUGAUGAGGACAUUGUAAUCCAGCAAGAUGAUGAGAUUCGGCUGAAGAUUGUGGGAACAAGAGUGGACAAGAAUGACAUUUUCGCCAUUGGAUCUCUCAUGGAUGAUUAUCUGGGUCUUGUGAGCUGAUACGCCCCAGUUGGAGCACAUUUCUUAUGGGACAUUUUAUGUUGUAGCUUAGUUAUUCCUUUUGUUAAAAUCUAAUAUUUUACUACACUUAUUGACAAGGCAUAGUUACAGGUGGUGAAGCCCCAUAGCUACAUCGUUUCAUUAUCAUGCUGUACAGCCUACAUUUGUAGGUUUUAUUGGAGCAGGUGUAAGAUUGAAAUGUUGUAGCCAGGAGAAUGUUUGCUAAAUUGAUAGCAAGAUGGCAUACAAUGCAAAAGUUGCCCAUAUUAUGAAUUUACAGUUUAUUUUGUGUACAAUUUAUCAUUCCCAUUUUAACAAUGUUUUUUUUGUACGUGGCCUGUAAUAAAGUUUUUUUAAAAUGA
Micropterus salmoides (largemouth bass) is the source of this 1173-nucleotide messenger RNA. It is a transcript of the gene polr2g, whose product is annotated as RNA polymerase II subunit G. Gene Ontology annotation, molecular function: single-stranded RNA binding; translation initiation factor binding; single-stranded DNA binding. The record is from RefSeq and is a predicted model, not a curated record. Gene Ontology annotation, cellular component: RNA polymerase II, core complex; P-body. NCBI's taxonomy places the organism in Eukaryota, Metazoa, Chordata, Actinopteri, Centrarchiformes, Centrarchidae. Gene Ontology annotation, biological process: transcription initiation at RNA polymerase II promoter; DNA-templated transcription; positive regulation of nuclear-transcribed mRNA poly(A) tail shortening.